CCAGAGAUCGUUUCUUUCCUGUUAAAUUAUCUGACGACACUGAACGACAUUAACGUAAUUAAGCUGACAUUCCGAGUGACAACCGCAAAUUUUUAAAAUGUACUGGAACAAUAAUUAAGCACCAUUUUCAUGGCGAGCGAUUCCACGACUAGCGUAGCCCCGAACGAAAACAGCGACAGCUCGAUUUGGUCCUCAGAUUACGAAAACAAUCGGCCCAUCGCCAAAAACGCCACCAAUAAACUUUCCGACGUUCCGGAAAAGAAAAGGCACUGUCCGCCGUCGGAGAAAAAGGGAAAAGGGGUCUCGAUUUGUCUGACGCACUGCAGAUACGACGUAAUCAGGAAGAUGGUGCAGCGGUUUAACUUUAAGGAAGCCAGCGAGGGGGAAAAUUGGAACAUGUACUGGACAGAUCUGUCGAUCACGGUGGAACGGUGCAAGGAGAUGAAACGUUUCCAGAAAAUCAACCAUUUCCCCGGAAUGCUCGAGAUUUGCCGCAAAGAUUUGCUCGCGAGGAACUUGAACAGGAUGAACAGGUUGUUUCCGAGAGACUACAACUUUUUCCCGAAGACGUGGUGUCUGCCCGCCGACCUGGGUGACGCGAUGGCGUACAGCAGGUUGCGACGGAACAAGACGUUCAUUUUGAAGCCGGACGCUGGCAGUCAAGGUCGUGGGAUCGUCAUCACGAAGUCUUUGAAAGACGUGCGACCAUGCGAUAAGGGCAUCUGCCAGGUAUACAUAGCGCGGCCGUUUCUAAUCGAUGGCUACAAGUUCGAUCUGAGGGUUUACGCGUUGAUUACCAGCUGCGAUCCGCUGAGGAUUUACGUCUACGACGAAGGUCUGGUCAGGUUCGCCACGGCCAAAUAUAAGGAACCGAAUGGGGUCAACUUCACCAACGUGUUCAUGCACCUGACGAACUACGCGGUGAACAAGCAUAGCCGAAUGUACAACCAAGACCUGGAUGGGGCGGGAAGUAAGAGAAAACUAUCGUGGCUGAAGAACCAUUUGCUCGGCUUGAACUACGACGUCGACGCUAUUUGGUGCCGUAUGGACGACGUCAUAGUAAAAACCAUAGUGAGCGCUUACCCGGUUUUGAAGCACAGCUACGCCGCAUGUUUUCCCAACCACGACGUCGUGCCUGCGUGUUGCGAGCUGCUAGGUGUCGAUAUCAUAUUCGACAAGCGGAUGAACCCUCAGGUCCUCGAGGUGAACCACUCGCCCAGUUUCCAUACGGAUACCCAACUCGACUGCGAGGUGAAGGAAGCUUUGCUGAGUGACAUGUUCGCCAUGCUGAACUUAGAUAAAUGCGACAAAAGGAGAGUCAUGCGCGAGGAUAGGAAACGCAUCAGAGAGAGGCUGAUACACGGCCACAAAGAUCACCAGGUUCCGUGUGUUGAGGUCAAAUGCUUCGACCAGCAUUUCAAAAACGAAAUGGCUGCCAGAGGGCGAUUUAGGUUAGUCUACCCGCUACACAAUAGUUCCAGCGUGUACGGGAGAUUCUUCGAGCAGAAUCUGAAUACUUUGUACUGCGACACAGCCUCGAGCAGGGCCAGGGAAGCCGCGCAAAACGCUCUGAGGGACGAGAUGCAGCUGAAAGCUAGAUUGGAAGCUGCCAAACGUAUUUCUCCGAUACCGAAGCAAUCGCGACCGCCCAGCCAAGGUCUUUCCAAAACUCGCAAACCGUUGUUGACCAUCAAAAGCUCCGAAGCCAGAAACUCUUUCGAACCUCAGCCGAUAAUCGAAUCAGAGGAAAAGGAGAGGCUCAGAGGUCUGGCCGAAAGAGAACACCUGCUGAAAAGUCACGGGAUUGUGGAACUCGUGUACUUUUCGUUGAAGCAGAACAAAGCGAUCAGACCGGAGGACGCGAGGAAGUAUUGCAUUUUCGAAAAAUUUCGGAACGCUAGUCAAAUGGUCAACAAAGGAGGGGGUCCCUAUAUUUCCGACAUCUUUGGUGGGAUCGAUGGUAAGAAGGGGGUCGGAAGAGAAGUGGAAGCUGUCACACGACAGUCGGAGAGAGUGCACAACAUGAAUUCUAUUUACACCGAGAUCGAUAGAAGGGGAAACGCAAAUCUGAAAUUGUUGUCGACGUUUGGAGUCGAUUGAGACUGCCACAUCAGCAGCGUCGUUUGUUAUUGUUUUAGCCGAUUCGGAAGAAA
Cylas formicarius (sweet potato weevil) is the source of this 2153-nucleotide messenger RNA. RefSeq names its product tubulin polyglutamylase ttll6-like. Gene Ontology annotation, molecular function: tubulin-glutamic acid ligase activity; tubulin binding. The coding region runs from base 130 to 2100 and encodes 656 amino acids. Gene Ontology annotation, cellular component: cilium. NCBI's taxonomy places the organism in Eukaryota, Metazoa, Arthropoda, Insecta, Coleoptera, Brentidae. Gene Ontology annotation, biological process: microtubule cytoskeleton organization; protein polyglutamylation. The transcript has a single exon. The record is from RefSeq and is a predicted model, not a curated record.